Octodon degus (degu) is the source of this 420-nucleotide messenger RNA. Its product is annotated as histone H2A.V-like. The record is from RefSeq and is a predicted model, not a curated record. Gene Ontology annotation, molecular function: DNA binding; structural constituent of chromatin; protein heterodimerization activity. The coding region runs from base 1 to 420 and encodes 139 amino acids. The transcript has 3 exons. Gene Ontology annotation, cellular component: nucleosome. NCBI's taxonomy places the organism in Eukaryota, Metazoa, Chordata, Mammalia, Rodentia, Octodontidae.
AUGUAUCAACCACUACAAGCAGCAAAUGACACAGAAGCUGAACGAGAACUCAAUUCAAAUGCCAGUCCACUUCUGAACACCCGGCCCUACACACUGCUGACAUCCAAAGGGCCUGGGAGCCCAGUGGAGGCAGAGGUGGCCGAGACCACGGCUGGAGGCAAAGCCGGGAAGGACAGUGGCAAGGCCAAGGCCGUGUCACCCUCACAGAGAGCUGGGCUGCAGUUUCCUGUGCUGGAGCUGGCAGGGAAUACAUGGAAGGCUCUCAGAGUCAAGGGCCUCACUCCACGUCACUUGCAGCUCACUGUCCGCAGAGAUGAAGAAUUGGAUUCCCUCAUCAAGGCGACUACAGCUGGCAGUGGUGUGAUUCCUCACAUUCACAAAUCUCUGACUGGAAAGAAGGGACAGCAGAAAACCGCUUAG